AUGGGUGUUAUAGAAAUCGAAAGUGAACAACAGUUCACCGAACUAACUAAGUCCAACGACUCCAAAUUAAUCGCAUUAUAUUUCCAUACUCCAUGGGCAGGACCAUGUAAAACCAUGAAUCAAGUCUACAAAACGUUGGCCGAAUCCAAAGCCCAAGAUCCAUCAGUGCUAUUCCUUUCCAUCAACGCAGAUGACUUGUCGGAGAUCAGUGAGUUGUUUGAUGUUAGUGCAGUCCCUUACUUUAUCCUAAUACGUAAACAAACCAUAUUGAAGGAGUUAUCAGGUGCGGAUCCAAAGGAGUUUAUCGCUGCUUUGAAUCAGUUUUCAAGCUCCAGCGACUCACAAUUAGCAAGUGGCUCCAGUGUGAAUGGAGUAAGCUCAGCUUCCAAUGGUACACCACCAGUUGCUGCCACAGAACCGGUCGAGGAGACGGAGGAAGCUUUGAAUGAGAGAUUAACAAAGUUGACCACUGCUGCACCUAUUAUGUUAUUUAUGAAAGGUUCACCAUCAAGUCCACAAUGUGGAUUCUCUAGACAACUUGUGGCCAUCUUGAGAGAACACCAAGUGAGAUUUGGCUUUUUCGAUAUUUUAAAAGAUGACUCAGUUAGACAAGGAUUGAAAAAAUUUAGUGAUUGGCCCACGUUCCCACAAUUGUACAUCAAUGGAGAAUUCCAAGGUGGAUUGGAUAUCAUUAAGGAGAACCUAGAGGAAGAUGACCAGUUUUUUGAAAACGCAGUAAAGGCUUAG
Lodderomyces theae is the source of this 747-nucleotide messenger RNA. It is a transcript of the gene GRX3, whose product is annotated as monothiol glutaredoxin. The record is from RefSeq and is a predicted model, not a curated record. NCBI's taxonomy places the organism in Eukaryota, Fungi, Ascomycota, Pichiomycetes, Serinales, Debaryomycetaceae. The transcript has a single exon. Gene Ontology annotation, molecular function: 2 iron, 2 sulfur cluster binding. Bases 1 to 747 code for a protein of 248 amino acids.